GAGGUCGCGUCAGUCGGGUUUCUGCGCUUGCCGGUGUUGGGUGUGCGUCCUCCUCGACUCUUAUAUUCGUGUCAUAGUUAAUUUAAAUCUGGUAUUUAUAAAUUAAAAUAGUCUUACCUGUAUUUAAAAUUAUUUUAGGACGUAGUGUAUUCUAUAAUAAGUGUGUUCAUUUUACGUAAAGUGUGUUUAUUCCCGAUUUAUUGUAGUGUUUAAAAAUAAGACGAUCCUAUAGUCAUUCCAAAGGCGCGCACCAUGGCCAAAACAGAGAAGUCAUUUCCGAGAAACUUUACAGGUUGUCUAACAUGUGUCCAAGUACUAAAUAUUAUGGUCCUCCUCGGCUUCAUGUUGAACUACGCCCUCCGAGUGAACCUCACGAUUGCAAUUGUGGAAAUGAUUUACGAUGACAAUGACAACCACACUGCUGCCUUGAACAUCACCUUAGGCCCUCACAACGUUACUGAGCACCCAGAACAUAUCGAGCAGACUCGUUACCACUGGGAUACGAAACAGAAGAAUCACCUUCUCGGUUGUUUCUUCUGGGGAUACGUGCUCACAGAACUGCCAGGUGGCAGACUGGCAGAAAUUAUUGGUGCUAGACGGGUGUUCGGGUACAGCACUCUGCUCGCCAGUGUCCUCACCCUCCUUACUCCUGGCUCUGCAGCCCUCGGCUUUGGAUGGAUUGUUGCAGUCAGAGUAUUACUGGGAUUCCUUCUCGGAGCGACAUGGCCAGCUAUCCUCCCAAUGGCAUCCAAAUGGAUUCCACCAAUGGACAGAUCGAAAUUUAUGUCUAACAUGAUGGCGUCAUCCUUGGGUGCAGCGAUGACAAUGCCAAUUUGCGGUUUCCUAAUCGCCCACUUCGGAUGGGAGUCUGCUUUCUACUUCACAGGUAUCAUCGGAGUGAUGUGGUCGGUGGCAUGGUUCGCGGUGGUAUACGACACUCCGGGUCAGCACCCUCGCAUAUCGGAGACGGAGCGCAACUACCUCAUGAAGGCGCUGCCUCAAGACAACAAUAGCAAAGGACACAUUCCAGUGCCAUGGAAGAAGAUGCUGCUAUCUCCUCCAGUGUGGGCCAUCAUCAUCACGCACGGAGCCUCCGUCUUCGGCUACUUCACCGUCGUCAACCAGCUGCCCAGCUACAUCGAGAGCAUCCUGCACUUUAACAUCAAACAUAACGGUCUCCUGUCAUCUCUGCCGUACCUCGGCAAAUACCUGUGUGCGCUGGCAUCGUCAGUGCUCGCUGAUUUCCUCAGGCGAAGCGGCAAGCUGUCCACCACCGCUGCCAGGAAACUCUUCACCGGAUUCGCUGUGGGACUUCCAGGUCUACUGAUGAUAGCUCAGGCGUACCUGGGCGGUGACCGUGUGUGGUCCAUCGCUAUCUUCACCUCGGCGCUGACCAUCAACGGCGCCGUCACCGCUGGCUACCUCGGCAACGGACUGGAUAUUGCACCCAACUUCAGUGGAACUAUCUUCGGUAUGGCGAACACUCUGUCAUCUUUCGGCGGCUGGUUGUCUACCUUCAUGGUAGGAGAACUCACCAAGGAAAAUAACACUCCCGACCAAUGGAAGAUAGUAUUCUACAUCCUGGCAGGCACAUACAUCACUGGCGCCCUCUGCUUCGUGACCUUCGGCUCAGGGGAGCAGCAACCGUGGAACUCUGCCAAACCUGCAGCUGAAGCCGAGAAGCAGCAUGAGGAACAACCCCUCAAUGAGGAGAAGGCGUGAAGAGCUGAAAGUGGAACGUCAGGCAUGCUAGAAAGGUUUGGACCAAUCUUUCAGUCAGAGUUAUAUUCGUAUAAAAAGCAGUCAGUUUGCUUUUUAUUUAUUUAUUUAUUUAUACGAAUAUAACUCUUAUACGUAUGGAUUAAAGUUUAUUUUCCGUUGUUACACUUGCAACUGACUGUUGGUAUUAAGGUUGGGUGUUCUCAGUAUAAAAAAAAUAGGUUUUUUUAUUGGAAUUAUAAAUUAUCUUACUUUAUAAAAGACAUAUGUGUGAAGAUUAUAACUAUAUUGUUUCUCUAGCCUCGCAAAUAUAGACCUUAUUUCAUAAGCAUAAAAGUAGGUUUUACAAACGACAUUUUAAAUUUUAAUUCACUUUUUUCAAGCAUGUCUGACAUUAGAUUUUAUUGUUGAAAAUAAACACAUUGUUAAACAUUUCACUUAGUAUCACAAUACGUGGGGAGAUUCGACGCAAUCUCGUCACGAAAACUAAUAAAAAUUGUUAUUUAUCUAGGAUAUUAGCAGUUUUUAAUUCUAAAAAACUUAAAAAUAUUCUAAAGUCAAGAUCAAACUGCUAAUUUCCCAGAUCCAUUGAAAAAGGCAGAAGAAAUAAUUAUCCCAUUUCUAAUUAAAUUACAAAUGAGAUAAUAAUUCCUUAUGUGUUGUUAAAAAUAUAAAGAAAUAAAAAAAAAAAAACUCAAAAAAAGGCUGUUUAGUGUGUAAAUAUAUAAAUGUGAUGUAUUUAUAUGGAACCGGCGCGCUCAUGGACUCGGAUAACGUUGGUUCGUAAGAAACCCGACUCAUAAGUAGUAGAUAAGUCUGUACUUGCGUAUGCGCAUACUUCGGCGUUGUGAUGGAAUGAUGUAGGCUUAUGAACACUUAAAAUACCAUUGAUUUAUCAAAAAUUGCAACAAAUUUUUCGCAUUUAUUACAUUAAAACUUCAUACUAUCAAUCAGAGGCCUAAUACGAGUUUUUUUACAUUAACGCGAUCGAAACGUAACCGCGUUUCGCACUCUGAUUGGUUGGUUUAUUGGAGCUGGCCAAUCAGAGCGCGUUAAUGUUAAAAAAAACUCGCACUACGCCCUUAGAUUAAUUAUAAGGAACUUAAAUACAGGAGUGUUUCUAUCCGAAUUAAUUAUAAUUAGUUUUACAUCAAACCAUACAACGCGCGGAUAUUUAAUAAAAUAUAAGUUUUGUUGCUUCAACGCUUUUGGUAAUGCGGACACGUUGACAAUUUGCGAGGAGGACGCGUGAUGAAAUGUAAAUGAUAAUAAUUAAUUAAUCCUUCGUCUAUGUUUGUUCGAAGUGGCAAAAGUCUAUGGAUUGUUACUGAAGUUAAAAUAGUUUUUUUUGGCGAAUUAUGAAGUCUGGGAGAGCUUGAGCUUAUACCAAAUUUCUUGUCCUGUUAUUUUUACAUGCCUAUGACCAAUGGCGCCUCUUUGACAUAAGAGUGAGUACAAUUUAACAAAUUUUGCUUAAUUGCCGAUGAACCUAUCCAAUGGCCAAUGGGGCCUCCUCACCAUAAGAUAGAGGGGGGGGAUACAAAUGAACAACUUUUGCCAUAAUUGCCGAUGAUCCUAUCCAAAUACUAAAGUCAGUCUUUUGGUAGGACUUAGAAAAUGUAACAAGAUAUAAUUUUCUACUUCUAUAACAUUACAAAAACAUUGACAAAGGAUUACAAAACACAGUAAAGAAAACUUCGUUUACAUUUCACACGUAGGUGCCAGUUAGUAAGGGAAUAGAGUAGCUUACCAAAUUGUACUGAUAGUCGUAAGGACGGAUCCGAUCCGGGGACCAAAGUUGAGGACAACAAAAUCAUUAAAAACCUAAGUUUUGUGUUUGUAGUUGAGUUAAGUAACUCUUAAAACCACUUGGCAAACGUUUUAAGUAUUAGAUAUUCAUUAAUAAGGUAACAUUUUGAAAUUAAAAGGCUAAGGACCUACUGCUGAUAAAGUUUUUAAUAGCUUAACUGAUACAUGUCGAAUUAUCUGCUAGUUACAGUUUUAUCUGUACAGUCACACUAUACAAACUAUACAGUUAAUCGGAAGGUAUGCAGGUUGUAUAGACCUACGAUUUAACUGUAUAAAGCAAACAGUAGAACUGUAGUUUUAACUAAAUGGAAUUAAGAAUAGAUAAAACUGUACAGUUAAAUCUAUACUAUAGAGUGCCUUAACUUUAAAUCGCAUCAAAUUCAACUACAAACGCAAAACGAACGAUAUCUCGUUUUAAAUUAUAAUUUUUGUAAGUAUUUUUUUUUAUAAGUAUCUUAUUUAUUUUUCUACGUUGAAAGUUUAGGAAAAUUCAGAGCCAUUUAGAAAACAUUAAUUGCAGCGAUUUGUUUCGCUAAUAACGACCAUAGGCAAGUCUCGUUACUUUUUUUACCGUAAGACAUAGAUAUUAAGAAUUUGAGGGCGGUCCCUUUAGGUAUUUGGUAUUGUGUUAUUAUUUCAAACUUGGUUCAAAUAUGGUCUUGGUAUAUAUCUUAUUAAUGAGACUAUGUUUAAACUAAUUAAUGUAACAAGUAACUUUCAAUAAAACAAUCGAAAAUGAUGGUAAUGAAAUGGUUUGCAAUGAAUAAUACUCCGCCAUUUUCAUUUACUCAAUCAACAUCCUAAUUUGUGUCUUAUCCUUUUGAUAUUAAAGUCGCUUUUUGUCCGUUACGGACUUAAGGUUGCCACAGAUCCACUUUAAAUUAUACUCUAUCUAAAUGUACCUCAAUCUGUCUCAAGUAAAUUAAGUAAAUAAUAACCAAUCCGUUACCUAAGACCGCCCGCUAAGCCAUGUUCGCACUUAGCUUUAUUACAAGGGACGAUGCAUUAAUUUUGUGUGCAUUUUAACAGCUGUGAUAAAGAGGUUUGUCUAUGGAGUUCUCGCUAGCGCCCUCUACAGGAUCUUACGUAAACGAUUACUGACAAAUUUUCGAAUCUUUGUAACGGCUAAUUGUAGUUCCUAAAGUAUAAACAGUAUUUCGUAAAAGGUUUCGUGCGUAUCACAUUUUCGUUUUAUUAUUUAAUAAAAUAUAUGGUUUAGACGGAUUUCUUUAGUUUAGUCAAGUUAGGCAAGUAUCAUGACAUGAUUUUGUAGGGUAUUUUAAUUUUGCCUGUAAUGUUAAUGAGUUUUACUGCCGCACUCAGAGACAUUUAAUGAUUACUUAAACAAUUCCUUAGUAACGAUUUUGUUUCGAAAACAAUUGUUAAGGACUGGGUUAAGUAAUCAUUAAAUGACUCUAAGUAAGGCGGUUAGUCUGUGACUUAAUAGUCUCUCGUUAAUGUGUAUAAGACAUAUUAAGACAUUAAAAAUAAAACAGAAAUUCUAUGAACAUAAAUAUAAUAAAAUCCAUGCACGUUAUAACAAUAUUAUUAGUUCACUAAGACAUUUAUUAUUAGCAUGAUAUUUUUUUCUAAACUGCAUGUCUCAUUGUCAAAACGUUUCACCGUAGACAGUCCGUCUAUAUCCAUAGACAAUUUCCACAGACAAUCGUCCGUAUCCUUCCAACGAUUGCAGGGUAACUAAGUCCAUAGAGUACAUUAUAUAAACAAAAUAAUAAUUAUGUAAGUUAAUAAGUUUUGUCUGUGGAAACUUACUUGAUAUUGUUUUAGUAUUAUAACUGUACUUAUUCUCUAUUUAUAUAUUAUUUAACCGACAGCAGGUUAAUGUUAGGUUAUGUUUACAUGUUAUUCACAAUUUCUUGUGUUAAAUAAAUUAAAUAUUUAUGUAGUACUGCUAAAGUGUCCCAUGAUUAGUUUUACAGGGGUUCUUGAAAUGUACACCAGAUGUCGCUCUUGUGUUCUGUCCUGUUUAACAUUCUCUGGAUAUUAAAAUACAACUGUAUACUAUAACAGCAUAUACUGUUACUACUAUUAAAAUAAUGAAUUACUUAACCUGAGAAUGCCACUUGGUGAGUCGCAAACUGACAUUUCAGAAACCCUAGUUACUGUAUAAAAUGGCAAUUACAAAACCUACCACUAAUCAUAAGGUUACAGUAAAAAUUAUUAUUGGACAUACCAGAAGAAACUCUUUAGAUUUACUAUAAUUUAUUUCAAUAAUCAAAUAUGAACAUCACACCAAACGAAUUGUAAUAAAUGAAUUUCCAAUUACCAUUAAAGAGAAAUUUUAAAAUCAAUUUUUACUAUGGUAUAAUUUUUGAUAUCAGAUUUUCAAAAACAACACUAUUAUAUCCUUUUAUAUGUAUACAACUUAAUAUAUUAUUUCUAUUCUGUUUACAAGUAUUUUCAAGUUAAAAAGAGUUUUUCGAAUAAUAGAAAUCUUUUUUGAUGUAGUACUUAAGUUUAGGUUAAGCGAUGUAUGUUAUCACUUAUACUCUAAGCUCGUAUUGGAACAAAAUAUGUAUUAUUAAUCAAUUUGUGAGUUUUGAGAAUGUUUUAUUUUAGUUUUAUAGUUUAUGUGGCUAUUAUAUCAUCACACAUCAACAGCUUAUAAUUGGCCACUACUGACCAAAGGCCUCUUCUUCUUUGAGCAUUCAUCACGCUUGCUAGCGGGUUGACGAUUUCAGACUUGGAAAUGCCAAGCCAUGCCUAGGUUUUCUCAUUAUAUUGUCCUUCAUCGUUUGUCAGUGGUGUCUAAAUAAUCUUAGAAACUACAUACAACUCGGAAAAAGUCACAUUGGUUCUUGCCGUUGGCAGGUUUCAAUCCCGUACCCUUAUGCAUAAGAAGCCUCUGAAGCCUUAAACCUACGGGCCAUCACGACAUUUUGCAUGCCCCCAUCAAAAGGCUAGUAACGCAGUUUUAACUCCUUUGAUGUAGCGGGGUGGUUAUGGAUCGCAUUGAUUGCUUACCAUCAAGUAAUCUGUUAGCUCGUUUGCUCCUUAAGCCAUUAAAAAAGUUACACCGACAAAUUGCCACAUAACUAUAAAACCAAAAUGAAACUAGUAUGAAAGUAAUGUGUCAAGUUAUACUCCAUCAUAAAGACGUUUAUGUAACUUCGUAUGUAUGGCAAUAACUCAAUGUAUGUAUUUUAAGACAGGAAUUGUACUGGUGGGCAAUUAUAUUAGGGUACCUACCGAGAAAUCAGGCUGUUAGGGCUUUCAUUGUAAAAAGAUAUUUAUUCAACUUACAUAAUUAUAGUUUUACAGGUUAUUCACAAUGCGAUAAAUGUGCUUAUACGAGUAUAUAAUGCACUCUUUGUGAUUUGUGAAUACUUUUUUAACUGUAAUUCUGAAAAAUAACUUGCAACUCGUUCUAUUCUCGUCAGGGUAUCAUUUUCUGAUAUUACUGGUGUUUUUUAUUUACUCCAAUUAAAUUCUAACUAGGCAAUAUUGUAUGAUAAAGAAAUAUUAUUGCAAUCGGUUUAGCCGCUGUUUUAAAGCUUAAAAAUGAGAUGUAAUAAUAUUUUUGUCUACCAUUAUAAUUGUUGUACUGAGUGACGAUAUCAGUAAUCUGUAUGAAUGUACUGCAUGUGUCUGCGCGCAAUGUAAGGCAAUAUUUAUGUAUUUUCGUAUAAUAUAAUAAAUAUAAAUUAAUUAAUUAAAAGCAUGUGAAAGAUAACAAUUUGUUAUGUCUUAUGACAGCUCUGUAAUUUUGUGAACCAUUUUCUUUUUGAAAAUAAAUGAUUUUACCAAAAUA
Spodoptera frugiperda (fall armyworm) is the source of this 7300-nucleotide messenger RNA. Its product is annotated as sialin. Gene Ontology annotation, molecular function: transmembrane transporter activity. Gene Ontology annotation, cellular component: plasma membrane. NCBI's taxonomy places the organism in Eukaryota, Metazoa, Arthropoda, Insecta, Lepidoptera, Noctuidae. The transcript is spliced from 12 exons. Bases 253 to 1722 code for a protein of 489 amino acids. The record is from RefSeq and is a predicted model, not a curated record. Gene Ontology annotation, biological process: monoatomic anion transport; transmembrane transport.